Miscanthus lutarioriparius is the source of this 1047-nucleotide messenger RNA. The record is from the annotation of a GenBank genome assembly. Lineage: Eukaryota; Viridiplantae; Streptophyta; Magnoliopsida; Poales; Poaceae.
AUGGAGGCGCUGAGGAAGCAGGCGAGCAAGUUCAAGGAGCAGGUCGCCAAGCAGCAGCAGGCUGUUAUAAAGCAGUUCAGUACUACUGGUUAUGAGCGGUCAGAUUCCGUUGUAAUUGAUGAGGUUGAACUACAGAGACAUCAACAGCUUGAGAAAUUGUAUACUUCUACUCGUUCUGGAAGGGAUUUCCAGAAGGACAUAGUUAGAGCAGCUGAAGGUUUGGUGUCUAUUGGAAACAAACAUAUUGAAGUGGGAACAAAAUUUUCUGAGGACUGCUAUAGAUAUGGAGGUGAAAAUAAUGCAAGUGACGAAGCCCUUGGAAAAGCAGCAUCACUGUAUGGAGGUGCUUUGAGAAAUAUUGAGAAAGAGUAUGAGGAUUUCAACAGAAUUUUAUCUUCUCAGACUAUAGACCCAUUGAGGUCAAUGGCUAUGGGUGCACCCCUGGAAGAUGCUCGUGGUCUUGCACAGCGCUAUAGCCGGAUGAGACAUGAAGCUGAGAUCCUCUUGGCUGAAAUUGCUAGAAGAAAGGCACGGGUAAGAGAAGCUCCAAUUCCUGAGCACACUACAAAGCUUCAGCAGUCAGAAGCUAAAAUGAUAGAGCACAAAGCAAGCAUGGCUGUGUUAGGAAAGGAAGCAGCAGCUGCGCUUGCAGCUGUUGAAUCUCAGCAGCAACGAGUGACCCUUCAGCGGCUGGUUGGCGUGGUAGAAGCAGAAAAGUUAUUCCAUCUGAGAUUAGCUGCUAUCCUUGAUGACGUUGAAGCGGAGAUGUCCUCUGAGAAGCAAAGGAGAGAAUCUGCACCACCUAUUAUAUCUUCGCAUAAGCGUGCUGAGAAAGCCCAGUACUUCCUUGCUGAGGCAAUGCAUAAUUUCAAUGGAACCACAGAGAAGGAACUGAGCUUAAUUGUUGGUGAUUAUGUUGUCGUUCGUCAGAUUGCUCCCAACGGCUGGGCGGAAGGAGAAUGCCGAGGGAAGGCCGGUUGGUUUCCGGCCGCCUAUGUUGAGAGGCGCGAAAAUAUCCCCCCGAAUAAAGUUUUCCCGCAAGCAUAA